GGGAAGCUACGGGCUGGCCGACGCACACUCGUCCUCACACGCGAGAGACCGUGCGUGCCCUCCUCGGCCAUACCGCGGGGUCAGUCGGGGUCCUGCUCUUAGUCAGGACACUCCGAGACGGAAGAGUGAGAAUUUCCUUCUUCAUCGCCACUGGUUGACAUCCAGACAGCUAUCUGUGGUCAAGCUGCCGCCUAGUAAUCUAUUAUCAUCGGCUACUCUCGGCGAUAUACAUCGUAGCAGUAUUACCACGAAAAAAAAAGGAUAAGUCAACGUGCGGCUGACACACAAGAAAAUUCUGCCAGGGGAUUUAAAUCUCCCAGUUCAUGAUUCUUCGAAAUCCAAAAUUGGUGCAACUUUAAAUAUCGAAGAGGAGGCUUGUUUCAAACGGUGACUCACGUCUUCACGAUCGACCUUGAUGAAUCACGUGACUUCCGGAAAGAGACUUCGAUCGGUGGUGAACGGAACCAGUUCCAAGGCCGUCCAAGAGAACUUUUGAUCUCGCGUUUAACGAGCGCCUGAGACCGCGUGCUUCCGCGAAAGUAUACCUGUGCGUAGAAGGAGGCGACGUGUGCCGAAAGUUUGACGUUUGCCAAAGAAAUCUGUGUGAUUCACGCCAAACUGAUCUGAUAGGCACAGUGCGCGGGGAUAGUGCGCGGCUCCAUGAGCGGCAAUUUUAGCGCAUCGUUCUCGCAUCGCUGCAACACCUGAACGUGAUGUGUGAAGCGGUACCUCGAACUUGGCACAUGAAACCGGAACUUCAUUGCAAUCCCGUGGGAGUUCCGGCGGGCGCCUUGUCACCCCCGGCUACCCUCUCGCCACCCGGCAGCCCCAGCAUAAUCACGCUGCCAUCCUCACCUUGGAGUCCAGGUGUAUCGGGAAGCAGUUCGAGCACCAUUUCAUCCACCAAUGCACCUUCGGGCCUUUGUCAACCCGUCCCCGAUCGUUUCAGCGCCUUCACCCUCGUUUCGAAUUAUACUCCCGAUCUGAGACUGCAAAGUCUACCACUCAGCGCUAGCGUUGCCGCGCGAGACAUGCGUUGCGGUCUUAUGUACGGUGGCUAUGGGACAUCUGGGGGUGCCUGGUGGGCUCGUCAUAUUGGCAGCCUGCUGCUGCCACAUACUUUGCUCCCGCCUACGAGAAUCCCAUCCCAACAGACGACGCCGGUCACGAAUUGCUCACCCAUUCAUUCGGAACCUCUCAGUCCGGCGCGUCCCGGAUCACCCCGAAGAUGUACGCCGGAGAAGGCCAAAUUCGAGGAAGAGGUGCCGUUGAACCUCAGCACGAAGCCGAGCGACGUCUCGUCGAGUAUCGGCAGCAGAAAAAGUGAAAUCUGGUCGCCGGGUUCGGUGUGCGAGAGGGAGGCCAGGGAAACGAGAGCACCGUCCUCCAGGAGUCCGUCCUCGACCCCUAUAAUUACGCGGCAAAUUCAUCAUUCACCGCUUACACCGCCCUCCUCGACGGAAAGGACUUUUCAAUGCAAGCAGUGCGGGAAGGCCUUCAAACGGUCAAGCACGCUCAGCACUCACCUGCUGAUCCACUCGGACACGAGACCUUAUCCCUGUCAAUAUUGUGGCAAGAGGUUUCACCAGAAGUCGGAUAUGAAGAAGCACACCUACAUCCACACCGGUGAGAAACCGCACAAGUGCGUCGUGUGUGGCAAGGCGUUCUCCCAGAGUAGCAACCUGAUCACGCACAUGCGUAAGCACACCGGCUACAAGCCGUUUCAAUGCGGUCUCUGCGACAAGGCAUUCCAGAGGAAGGUCGAUCUACGCAGGCACCGGGAAGGUCAACAUCCGGCGGCGCCGGCGCUCGAUUAUCGUUCUCUGCAGAUACCGCCACAGCAACAGCAGCCAAACGGCAACCGGCACUCGCCGAUACCGCCGCACUCGGCAUCCUCCGCGGGUUACCACGUGAUAUCCGUGCCCGGCAGUAGCUGAGACUCGUUCAUCUGACAGACGCUUCGUCCGUGAACGCGCACCAGGCACCCUCGAACCGGAAUACGGAGCGGUACGUAUCGUUGAAUCGCGAUACUGUGUGACCGGUUGGGGGAGGGCAAUACUGCGAGUACUGCGAGAUCGGCUGCUGGAAGCGAGAUUUCGCAGAUACUUUAACUCCAACGGAGUUGGUUGGACGGAGUAACGCGUCACGCGCGCGUAGAAAUAGAUAGACAUAUAUGCGUGUGUAACUGCAUCAGCGUGGAUACAUUCUUGAGAUAGCGACGCCCGCAGGAAUUCGGUAUCUUUUACAUGAGCUAGUUUAGGUACUGUGCGAGGUUGAAUACAAUAAGAUAAGAAAUCGAUUUCGAAUCGCGAAAAAAUAACUUCUUGAAUCAGAGUAGAAAAAAGAUCUCAGUGUUAUACGUUCUAUAUGUAAACGAAGAUAAUUUUCAUCAAAAUUAUACAUAAGAUCUGGGAUAAAAUCUAGGAUAUAUGUCCACAGAUUAUAUAACGUUUUUAUCUUCAACUUUUGUGACUAGCUAGUUGUGCCUGUUUAGGUAUAUUGGUAUCACAAUACGUCAACGCAGAUUAUCGAAAACGGCUUUUAUAUCUCCAUCACCAUACUUCAACGUUGCAUUCUUAAUUAAUUUUACAGAUAAAUGAUUGACGUGUAGCGUUGCACACGGCAGUUUGUGGUCUAUCAAAUAGAAUCGCGAGAUGUAGCGCUACGCGUCAUAUCGGUGAUUAUGCCUACUCUCUCUUCUAUGGCGUGAUAUACAUGUAUACAUGUUAAUAUACUGACUUCUUGGAGUAACACGUGAUACAUCUCGAUGUCAAAACAACAUCUAUGUAUACCGUAUAUCCGUGUCAGUUGAAACGCGAAUAUAAAUUACAUUAGACGCGAUGUUACUUUUGCAUCGAGUCACUCCUUUCGUUUUGUCGGCCUGAUUUAACUGCAAGUUACACUCCAAUGGCCGUAGCUCUAGUGAUGUAUUGAUGGUGUCGACAUUUUGGAAUGUUUCGGAAUAUCCGGGAUAUCCGCGAAAGUGUAACGCGAGUCAUCGAAGUAGGAUACGUAUAUACAUCUUGAACGGAACGAAAGAAACAGGCGUGUCACGAAAGUGACAUAGGUCCGGCCUUAUCUCAAAUAAUGAUAAAUACACACAGCCGCGAUUGCACGCGUGAUUGCACGAUACAGAUUCGAGGCGCUGUAAUUCAAGGAUCGUCUGCUGGCGCCGAAGCUCGCUGUCUCCUCGCGAGUCGAUCUCGCUUACGCUCAAGUGAGAAACGGAAUUGUAAAUAUUUUCCGUUGAAAUCACCACACCGCGAUAUCUCUUCUUCGGAGCUGUAAUUAUGGAGCGUGAAGCACGUAAUCGAACACGAAGUAUUUACAUAAAUCAGUCGGACGACCGUGUGUUUAAUUAAAAUCUAUCCAAGUGCCUUGGUAUUUCUGUACCACCCAAUUCUGACGUGGUUAGAAUUAUUAUUAUAUAAGCUUCGAUGCGUAUUAUUUCUCUCGACGUCUUCUUCAGUUUAUUUCUUUCUCUUUUUUUUGUUUUGAUAGAUCGCGUUGUCCGAUCGAAAAUAAUUAUAAGCAUAGCAGAUGAAUGAAUCUAAAAAGGAUUCAAAGAAUUCACGUAAAUAAUUUUUUCUACGACGUUUAAUUUAAUUAUCUUAAUUGUAAGAUGCUGCACUGAUAAUCAAGAAAAUUCAAGUUUUCAACUUUUAAUUUUCCAAAUGUUUCCCAAAAGGUUCGCUUUCAUUAAUAUUACUCAAGUUGGAGUAUAUUGUAAUGUCGCAAUAUAAUCAUUAAAUCUUGAAUAUCUGUCGUUAGAAAUGAUUAUUAUAUUGACAUCUGCAAAAUUUAACGACCAAUAAGAAUAUUGUACAUAUAUACAUGUACAUAUGUAUCAUAUUUCUUGACGCACGUAUGCAGACUAUCGCAUGUAUUCGUAAAUUUUUGCUAUUACAAUUAUCAUUUUCGAUAUUUUGAUGCUUACGAUAAGCGAGUGAAAACUUCGAAAUCGGAAUAAAAAAAGUAUUUUUAUUUUAAUUGAGCUACUAAUUACCCUCGCAAUAAAUGUACGUAUAAUUCGAUUUGAUCGAACUGAGGUUGCUAGUAAAACAAAGUGCCUGAACGUGCCUUUCUUCGGUGUCGUCGUAUAUCCGAUUUAUAUUUAUGGAAUAUCAUUGCACUCCUAUUAUUAAAAUACGUCUCCACCUUUAAAUACAUGAAUAUAAUAUAUGUGUGUUUAGUGUACACUUAAGCUUCAUAAUGCCUCGAUGCAGAUAUCAAAAUUAUUUUUAACACAUUCCUUUAAUUAUAUAUUAUUAAUUUUAAUAUAACCAUUUAAUGUAAUUUUAUUUCCUGUGAAUUUCUCAAGAGCAUCAAUUGAUUAUUAAAUUACAGACUGCGCAUAAUCGAUAAAGUCUAAUCUAAUUGAUAAAAAAUUGUCUAUUGAUUGGAAAGAUUGAGAAACUAUUUUCUUGUCAAUUGUAUUUCAAUUUUACAAUUUGACAUAUCUAAUAAGUCUAAAUGUGACAAGAAAAAUAAAAAUAUACACCAAAAUAUCGAGAACUCCGAGCUGAAUGCGAAUACUAUUUUUUACCAUGUAUCAUAAGCUGCGUUCACUUUGGGCGCUCACGCGCUGUAAGCUUCAUUCUAUCUUCCGCAUGUAAUGAUAAAAGAUAAAAUGAGCGCUUACAGCGCGUGAGUGUCCAAAGCAAACGCGGUUAUAGUCUAUCGAAGCCAAAGUCAUUUGUUUUUAAAAAUGAUACUGUAUCGAAACAUCAUCGACAGAUUAAUUUUGAUCAUUUCAUGAUCAAUAUUUUUAAAUUCUUCUUUGUUAUUUGCGAUUUUUUUUAUUUUUAUGUUUUAUCCUCGCGCUCUUUAGUAUAUCUUUGUAAUUAUCGGUACAAUGUUAUCAACGAACGUAUUUCAUACGUCAUUAAUUAAGAUACACUUCCCGCGGGAAGUCAUUGCUGUGAAAGAAAGGCGUGAAUGAAAGUGAUUAUUUUUGUAUACGCAAAGGAAAGCGAAAUGUGUAGCUUAAGUGAUAAGCACGCUGUACUUUACCCUGCACAGAAAAAAAAAGAAAAAAAAAUCAGUGUUACAAUAUACACGAUCGCAGGCUCGCGAAUGAACCUUUUGAAAUAUAUGGCUUUUAAGCACGCGCGAAAGCUCUAUAUGAAUAUAUUAUAGGAUUUCUCCUAUCGUAGAGAAUUUCCGAUUCUUCAAGAUCUCCAAAAGAUCAUCCGUCCCCGCGUGAAUGUGAGCGAAAGAGAUCGCGAGAAGCGACGACGCAAACGAAAUUCGCAUAUCCGGCAACGAAUCAUAGCGGCUAGAGGACCAAAGAUAGCAUAAGUCGGACCUGAUCGAUUGGUAGCGCAAUCGGGUUUUUUUCUCUCUUUUCUCCAGAAUUCAAACGACACACAACACAAACGAAACGAGUUAUCGCACGAGGACGACGAGAUAACUCGCGAAAACUCGAGGCUUACCAGAGAUCCCGGUCCUUCGUACGUACGUACAGAUUGUAACAUACCAUUAGGUUUAGCUAAUUGAUUAAUUAUGUGCGACGGUUAAGACACUAGCUUAGACUAAUUGUUCGACAAACGACGUUUCGUUAAUUCGCUAGCGACGAAAGUCCCGCGACGAAGAUUACGACGAAUCAGUUCGCGCAGAGGCACACGUCCUUCCGGUUUAAUUGAUUAAUUAAAACGGAUAAAUUAAUUAGCGAAUACCAUAGCGCCACACGUCUGACACGAGGCUCGUGCGUUAAGCAAUUUUGUGCUAUAUAUAUUAUGAUUAUAUAAACUUAUGCGUAGAAAAAGAUUGCGAUCGAUAAAUCAGUAAGUAGGUACCUUUCAAGAUAUUUGUGUAUGUGUCUAUCGAAUGUGAAAAAAAACGCGUAUGAGAGAGAGAGAGAGAGAGAGAGAGAGAGAGAGAGAGAAGUAGUGAUAAGAGAGAUUUUGCGAGCAUGAGCGAGCGAUUCAUGUUAAUCGGUAAAACCAAAAAUAUGUUUAUUAUUACUAAAGAAGAUAUUGAUCGAAUAAAUUGUUUUUCUUAUAAA
Wasmannia auropunctata (little fire ant) is the source of this 6007-nucleotide messenger RNA. RefSeq names its product zinc finger protein 134. The transcript has 6 exons. The record is from RefSeq and is a predicted model, not a curated record. The coding region runs from base 714 to 1937 and encodes 407 amino acids. NCBI's taxonomy places the organism in Eukaryota, Metazoa, Arthropoda, Insecta, Hymenoptera, Formicidae. Gene Ontology annotation, cellular component: nucleus.